GGACAUAGGAUGACCCCAGCCUGUCCCCUCUUACUAUCUGUGAUUCUGUCCCUGCGCCUGGCCGCCGCCUUCGACCCUGCCCCCAGCGCCUGCUCCGCCCUGGCCUCGGGCGUGCUCUACGGGGCCUUCUCACUGCAGGACCUCUUUCCUACCAUCGCCUCAGGCUGCUCCUGGACCCUGGAGAACCCUGACCCCACCAAGUACUCCCUCUACCUGCGCUUCAACCGCCAGGAGCAGGUGUGCGCCCACUUUGCCCCCCGUCUGCUGCCCCUGGACCACUACCUGGUCAACUUUACCUGCCUGCGGCCUAGCCGAGAGGAAGCCGUGGCCCAGGCGGAGGCAGAGGCGGGGCGGCCAGAAGAGGAGGAGGAGGCAGCGGGGCUGGAACUGUGUGGCGGCUCGGGCCCCUUUACCUUCCUGCACUUCGACAAGAACUUCGUGCAGCUGUGCCUGUCGGCAGAGCCCUCGGAGGCCCCGCGCCUGCUGGCGCCCGCUGCCCUGGCCUUCCGCUUCGUCGAGGUCUUGCUCAUCAACAACAACAACUCCAGCCAGUUCACCUGUGGCGUGCUGUGCCGCUGGAGUGAGGAGUGCGGCCGCACUGCUGGCAGGGCCUGUGGCUUCGCCCAGCCAGGCUGCAGCUGCCCCGGGGAGGCGGGGGCUGGUUCGGCCACCACCGCGCCUCCGGGCCCGCCUGCUGCCCACACCCUGUCCAAUGCCCUGGUGCCUGGGGGCCCGGCCCCACCUGCUGAGGCCGAUUUGCAUUCAGGGAGCAGCAAUGACCUGUUCACAACCGAGAUGAGAUAUGGUGAGGAGCCGGAAGAGGAACCGAAGGUGAAAACCCAGUGGCCAAGGUCUGCAGAUGAGCCUGGGCUAUACAUGGCGCAGACAGGCGACCCGGCGGCUGAGGAGUGGUCCCCGUGGAGCGUGUGUUCCCUGACGUGUGGGCAGGGUCUGCAGGUGCGGACCCGCUCCUGUGUGUCCUCCCCCUAUGGGACCCUGUGCAGCGGGCCCCUGCGGGAGACCCGGCCCUGCAACAAUUCAGCCACCUGCCCAGUGCACGGCGUGUGGGAGGAGUGGGGGUCCUGGAGCCUGUGCUCCCGCAGCUGCGGGCGGGGGUCCCGGAGCCGGAUGCGGACCUGCGUGCCCCCCCAGCACGGCGGCAAAGCCUGCGAGGGUCCCGAGCUGCAGACUAAGCUCUGCAGUAUGGCGGCCUGCCCGGUGGAAGGCCAGUGGCUAGAAUGGGGUCCCUGGGGCCCGUGCUCCACAUCCUGUGCCAACGGGACCCAGCAGCGCAGCCGGAAGUGCAGUGUGGCGGGGCCGGCCUGGGCCACGUGUACGGGUGCCCUCACGGACACCCGCGAGUGCAGCAACCUUGAGUGCCCGGCCUCAGAUGGCAAGUGGGGGCCGUGGAACGCGUGGAGCCUGUGCUCCAAGACGUGUGACACGGGCUGGCAGCGCCGCUUCCGCAUGUGCCAGGCCACGGGUGCGCAGGGCUACCCCUGCGAGGGCACUGGAGAGGAGGUGAAGCCUUGCAGCGAGAAGAGGUGUCCAGCCUUCCAUGAGAUGUGCAGAGACGAGUACGUGAUGCUGAUGACGUGGAAGAAGGCGGCCGCUGGCGAGAUCAUCUACAACAAGUGCCCCCCCAACGCCUCAGGGUCUGCCAGCCGCCGCUGUCUCCUCAGUGCCCAGGGCGUGGCAUACUGGGGUCUGCCCAGCUUCGCCCGCUGCAUCUCCCACGAGUACCGCUACCUGUACCUGUCACUUCGGGAGCACCUGGCCAAGGGGCAGCGCAUGCUGGCGGGCGAGGGCAUGUCACAGGUCGUGCGCAGCCUGCAGGAGCUGCUGGCCCGGCGCACUUACUACAGUGGGGACCUGCUCUUCUCCGUGGACAUUCUGAGGAAUGUCACUGACACCUUCAAGAGGGCCACCUACGUGCCCUCGGCUGAUGAUGUGCAGCGCUUCUUCCAGGUGGUGAGCUUCAUGGUGGAUGCGGAGAACAAGGACAAGUGGGAUGAUGCUCAGCAGGUGUCCCCUGGCUCUGUGCACCUGCUUCGUGUCGUGGAGGACUUCAUUCACCUGGUGGGCGAUGCCCUCAAGGCCUUCCAGAGCUCUCUGAUUGUCACAGACAACCUGGUGAUCAGCAUUCAGCGGGAACCAGUCUCCGCCGUGUCCAGUGACAUCACAUUCCCCAUGCGCGGCCGCAGGGGCAUGAAGGACUGGGUGCGACAUUCAGAGGACCGCCUCUUCCUACCCAAGGAGGUGCUCAGCCUCUCCUCCCCGGGGAAGCCAGGGGCAUCUGGCACCUCGGGCAACCCUGGCAAGGGGAGGGGCCCGGGAACCGUGCCCCCUGGCCCAGGCCACUCCCACCAGCGCCUCCUGCCGGCAGACCCUGAGGAGUCCUCCUCCUACUUUGUGAUCGGUGCUGUGCUCUACCGCACGCUCGGCCUCAUCCUGCCACCUCCCAGGCCCCCGCUGGCCGUCACAUCCAGGGUGAUGACAGUGACUGUGCGGCCCCCCACCCAGCCACCAGCUGAGCCCCUUAUCACAGUGGAGCUCUCCUACAUCAUCAACGGCACCACGGACCCCCACUGCGCCAGUUGGGACUACUCCAGAGCAGAUGCCAGCUCAGGGGACUGGGACACUGAGAGCUGCCAGACCCUGGAGACCCAGGCAGCCCACACCCGCUGCCAGUGCCAGCAUCUGUCCACGUUUGCUGUGCUGGCCCAGCCGCCCAAGGACCUGACCCUGGAGCUGGCAGGCUCCCCCUCGGUCCCCCUCGUGAUCGGCUGUGCUGUGUCCUGCAUGGCGCUGCUCACCCUUCUUGCCAUCUACGCGGCCUUCUGGAGGUUCAUAAAAUCCGAGCGCUCCAUCAUCUUGUUGAACUUCUGCCUGUCCAUCCUGGCGUCCAAUGUCCUGAUCCUCGUGGGCCAGUCACGGGUGCUGAGCAAGGCAGGUGCAGGUGGCGGGCGCCAGGGUCUGCCAGCCCUGGUGGUGGCUGUGUCUGUCGGCUUUACUCGCACCAAAGGAUACGGUACAUCCAGCUACUGCUGGCUCUCCCUGGAGGGCGGCCUGCUCUAUGCCUUUGUGGGCCCCGCAGCCGUCAUUGUCCUGGUGAAUAUGCUCAUUGGGAUCAUCGUCUUCAACAAGCUCAUGGCACGUGAUGGCAUCUCGGACAAGUCCAAGAAGCAGAGGGCCGGGUCGGAGCGGUGCCCCUGGGCCAGCCUGCUCCUCCCCUGCUCAGCGUGUGGAGCGGUCCCCAGCCCCCUGCUCAGCUCAGCCUCGGCCAGGAACGCCAUGGCCUCGCUCUGGAGCUCCUGCGUGGUGCUGCCCCUGCUGGCGCUCACCUGGAUGUCAGCCGUCCUGGCCAUGACAGACCGCCGCUCAGUCCUCUUCCAGGCUCUCUUCGCUGUCUUCAACUCGGCGCAGGGCUUUGUCAUCACUGCUGUGCACUGCUUCCUGCGCCGAGAGGUCCAGGACGUGGUGAAGUGCCAGAUGGGUGUGUGCCGGGCCGAUGAGAGUGAAGACUCGCCCGACUCAUGUAAGAAUGGACAGCUGCAGAUCCUGUCAGACUUUGAAAAGGAUGUGGAUCUGGCUUGUCAGACAGUUCUGUUCAAGGAGGUCAACACUUGCAACCCGUCUACCAUCACGGGCACACUGUCCCGCCUGUCCCUGGAUGAGGACGAGGAGCCCAAGUCCUGCCUCGUGGGUCCCGAGGGCGGCCUCAGCUUCUCACCGCUGCCUGGGAAUAUCCUGGUGCCCAUGGCAGCCUCGCCAGGCCUGGGGGAGCCACCGCCCCCCCAGGAGGCCAACCCCGUGUACGUGUGUGGGGAAGGCGGCCUGCGGCAGCUGGACCUCACAUGGCUGCGACCCGAGCCGGGCUCCGAGGGGGACUACAUGGUGCUGCCCCGGCGGACUCUGAGCCUGCAGCCUGGCAGCGGGGGCGGAGGUGGUGAAGAUCCCCCGAGGGCCCGGCCCGAGGGCACCCCUAGACGGGCUGCCAAGACAGUGCCCCAUGCUGCCGAAGGCUACCCCAGCUUCCUGUCUGUGGACCACUCGGGCCUGGGGCUGGGCCCCGCCUAUGGGUCUCUGCAGAACCCCUAUGGGAUGACCUUCCAGCCACCACCACCGACACCCAGCGCCCGCCAAGUAUCUGAGCCGGGGGAGCGCAGCCGGACCAUGCCCCGCACUGUGCCGGGCUCCACCAUGAAGCUGGGCUCCCUGGAGCGAAAGAAGUUACGAUAUUCAGACCUGGACUUUGAGAAGGUGAUGCACACCCGGAAACGGCACUCGGAACUCUACCACGAGCUCAACCAGAAAUUCCACACUUUCGACCGCUACCGCAGCCAGUCCGCAGCCAAGAGGGAGAAGCGGUGGAGUGUGUCCUCGGGUGGGACGGCCGAACGGAGCGUGACCGGCGAGAAGCCCAGCCCUGGGGAGCACCCCGGCUUGUCCCAACAGCGGAGACAUCAGAGCUGGAGCACCUUCAAGUCUAUGACAUUGGGCUCGCUGCCCCCCAAGCCCCGAGAACGGCUGGCCCUGCACCGAGCAGCAGCCUGGGAGCCCACAGAACCACCUGAUGGCGACUUCCAGACAGAGGUGUGA
Messenger RNA from Puma concolor (puma), 4602 nucleotides. Lineage: Eukaryota; Metazoa; Chordata; Mammalia; Carnivora; Felidae. The record is from RefSeq and is a predicted model, not a curated record.